Anarrhichthys ocellatus (wolf-eel) is the source of this 627-nucleotide messenger RNA. RefSeq lists its product as uncharacterized. NCBI's taxonomy places the organism in Eukaryota, Metazoa, Chordata, Actinopteri, Perciformes, Anarhichadidae. The record is from RefSeq and is a predicted model, not a curated record.
AUGGGCGGAGCUCGGUCGCAACCCGACCACACAGUUGUCAGCAGCGACGGCACCUCCCUGUCACGCCCCCUCUUCUGUGCCGAAGGCCAGCUUCGGAAAAAAAAGAACCUGGGAGGGGGGGUCAGUCAGUCUGUCAGCGCCGGUCCAGCAGGGAGACACAGAUGGGCUUUAGUCUCUGCAGUGUCCCCCAGUGUGACCAUGCUCUCCACAUCAGUCCCUAUAUCAACCAUGGAUGGGGAGGACACUGAAGCCUCCACACCUCUCAACCCUCUCCUGGACAGGAAGUCACCUGGCUGUCAGGGCGGUCUGGUUCCAUCCUGCUGGCUCCUCUACUUUAAGCCCAUCGUGGCCAUCAGUGUUGGUGCGCUGCUGUUUGUACCGGGAACAACCUUGGCCCUGCUCUCCUUCACCCAGGUGGGCAAUGUCCCCUACCUGCUGGGGCCGCUAUUCCUCUUUGUGGGUCUGAUGUUCCUGGUCACCGGCCUGGUCUGGGUCCCUGUGCUCAAACAGAGCGGAGCAACAGCCACUCACUGAGGUCAACCAUGGCAAGGGGGACCAGGUGGAGCACAAGCUCCACUGAUGGGGAACCCUGAACCAGUAACCAUCUGCUCUGAAAGCACAAAGUGA